Heterobilharzia americana is the source of this 810-nucleotide messenger RNA. The record is from the annotation of a GenBank genome assembly. Lineage: Eukaryota; Metazoa; Platyhelminthes; Trematoda; Strigeidida; Schistosomatidae.
AUGACUACUCUAAUACAAUAUUUCAGUAGUGAAGCAUUUAAAUUAUACUACGAAACAUGCCCGUUGAGUCGUUUAAAUUAUCUAUUCAUUGAAAUAGUCAAUCAUCAUACCGCGUCUAUGCUGAUUGAAUUGAGUCGUAAACCGCCUACACUAGUGGAGCGAACACUCUGUUAUCGUCUUAGUCGUUUAGUUCAGGUGAUUCAUGAGAUUAGUCAAUUCUGUAAACAAUUGACUGAACAUUUGAAAUCAUUACUUUCCAGUGUUGAAGAUGGAAAUAAAAAAUUGAGAUUAAUUUUUUAUGAGAAUAUUUUAAAUUACUCAAAGAGUAUAAAUGAAGUACCAUUGGUGUAUAAAAUUUCACAGAUAUCAAAAUUUGUGAGUGAAGCCUGUCAGUCAAGCAGAUCUGAAAUGCCAAGGCUGAUAAGGUCUGAGAAUGGUGGUACAGCAGACCAGGAUAACAGUAAUUCGAACUCUAAUAUGAAUAUGGAAAUAUUCAUUUGUGAAUUACACGUUCUAAUUGAGUGUUUGCUAGAAUGUUUAUGUUAUUUUACCUUAAAUUUUCAAAAACAACUUCCACAAUUCUUGGAUUCACCUGGAUUCACAUCUAAUCCCUUAUCAUCACUACUGAAUUCAUCUCAGGCAUCAGCAACCUCAGUAGUACAGCCUCUAGAAAUAUCAUCACUAUUAUCAUCGGAUUCAGUACAAGUAUUAAUCGAUAAUCUUUUGGAAAUUGAGUCACACCUACCAAUGAAAUACAAUGACCAAUAUAAUGCAGCCCGAGUGCGAUUAUCGAUGAAGAUGAAUAUAUAG